AUGUCUUCAGCACCGCUGCCCCAGCACGGCGGGCACCCGCACGCUCACACGAUCGGGGCGAGCGGGCUUGCCGCCCUUUUAGCGGCGGAUCGCGUCGUCAGCCACUUCGGGCAUCUAGCGCAACUGCCCCUGCCCCUGAAGAGCGGUGAGGUGCACGCAUGCCAUACAGACACGGCCUCACAUCUUGAUUCCAUCUGGCUGCAGUUCGCGAAGAAGGCGGCCGAGCACAACCAUGAGCUGAACGCUCAGCGUUAUCGGGAACACUUGCAGCUGGAAGGCGGUUCUCGACAAGUGGUACGCGACUACUCCGCGCCACUGUCCCUAGUGCAAACAAGUGGAAAACCGAAAUCUCCGACAGCUUCGACGACAACGUCAGCUGCCGCCGCAGCAUCCACUUCUUCAGCGGCCAACAGCAGCGGCCUGACUGCGAGCACAACAUCAACAUUAGGCAGUAGCAGUGCAAGCAGCAGCAGCAGCAGCCUCGCGAUGGGCAAAGCCCAGGGACCAGCUGGAGCUUCAGACGGAGCUCCGAAACGCAGAGGUCGCGGCAAAGAGCGACAAUGGUCGUUGAUUCGCUACUACGACAACGAUUCCGAAGCCAAAGGGUUCGUGGCCGCCGAACGAACAUGGGUCAUGCAGAAGAAAACACAAGUGCAGGAAGGGACUAAGGUUUACUACGAGUGCUCCAAGUAUCGCUCGGCUCGAUGCCCAGCGGCAGUGUCUCUUCUUUACCACGCGAACAGUGAUAAAGUUUCUGUGUUCCGAGCGUCCGGAGACCACAAUCACGCCCCGGUGGAAAAGGGAGUCCGUUCGAAAAACGCUCCGCAGGAACGAUGUCAAAGCGUUCAUAACGAGCAGCACAAUAGUGAGAACGCUCUGCCCGUCCUCAACCCGCAUCACUCGGCCCCGGAAGACUACAGGCCCGAGUCGGCCCCGACUCUGCUGCGACCGGUGGCCACCUACCCGAAACAGGCGAACGAGCCGAUCCAUCCGCUGAAACGCUUCAAGAUGCAACACGCCUCCGGCCAGUUCGACUAUCUAACCAAAUAUCCGAUACAAGAACAUCCCGAAGCUCAAAUGAGUCCGAACGCCUAUCACGCGUUCAAAGCCGUUCCUCGCUCGGACUACACGGAACUUUCCGAGACUCAAAUUUCGGAAUCUUCGAUGCACAUCAAGGAAGAGCCGGGUCUUGUGUCGCCCAGCAUCGAGUCGUCGUCGUCGUACGACUCGGGAAGCAGUGAUCUUUCGAGGGGUGGAGCUCCUCGAUGCUUCAUACCGGAUUGUCCCACAAAUCGUCUGCCUCGCACCGAAUCGUCGUCGUCGUCGAAAGCGCCGACUCUCGCGAACCUCUUAGGUCACACUCCGGUUAGCCCACCUCUGAAAUACCCCGAGCUGAUGGGAUUCCCAGACGACGUUCUCCUUCGCAUGGUCUGGAGCAUGAACGUAAAUCUGAGUAAUCCGGACGGCACCUUGAAACUGGCGACCAGCUCAGACUUCCUCUGUGAAGCACAUUUUACCACCGAACGCUUUGACUCCAAGGGCAAUCUGCGCAAGGACGCUGUGCCCACACUGUUCGGUGAUCAGGCUCGCAUUAAAGAGGUCUGCAGUCUGCCAGAACACCCCGAACAGAUGGACUGUAAGGUGACCACGUCCAAAGAAGUGAAGACAGUCAAGAAGAAAUCGUUGCGAGCCCGGGUCAGAAGCGCAACUCUCGCUCGUCGACUGCGGCUCGCCCAGCUGAACAUCGAGCGCAUGAGAAUACGGAAGAGGUCUUACCAGAGCAAAAUAAAUCUCCUCAAGCGACUCGUUCAGGAGAACGGGGAGAAAUCUUCUAAACGUACCAGUUGA
Galendromus occidentalis (western predatory mite) is the source of this 1848-nucleotide messenger RNA. RefSeq lists its product as uncharacterized. NCBI's taxonomy places the organism in Eukaryota, Metazoa, Arthropoda, Arachnida, Mesostigmata, Phytoseiidae. The record is from RefSeq and is a predicted model, not a curated record. The coding region runs from base 1 to 1848 and encodes 615 amino acids. The transcript has 2 exons.